This is a messenger RNA of Varanus komodoensis (Komodo dragon), 1740 nucleotides long. It is a transcript of the gene PPP1CC, whose product is annotated as protein phosphatase 1 catalytic subunit gamma. The transcript has 7 exons. Gene Ontology annotation, molecular function: protein serine/threonine phosphatase activity. The record is from RefSeq and is a predicted model, not a curated record. NCBI's taxonomy places the organism in Eukaryota, Metazoa, Chordata, Lepidosauria, Squamata, Varanidae. Gene Ontology annotation, cellular component: nucleus; cytoplasm. The coding region runs from base 126 to 1097 and encodes 323 amino acids.
GUGGUGGGAAGAGGCAAGGCAGGGUCGGCUCGGGGGCGGGGGAGCCGCGGCGGAGGUCGACCCGGGGGGCCCCGGCUUCGCUCGCUCCCUCCCUCCCUCCCUCCGUCCCCAGCCGCUGAGAGGCGAUGGCGGAUAUUGACAAACUCAACAUCGACAGCAUCAUCCAACGGCUGCUCGAGGUGAGAGGGUCAAAACCUGGUAAAAAUGUUCAACUUCAAGAGAAUGAAAUAAGAGGAUUAUGCUUGAAAUCUCGAGAGAUCUUUCUCAGUCAACCCAUUCUAUUAGAACUUGAAGCACCACUGAAAAUAUGUGGUGACAUCCAUGGACAAUACUAUGACUUACUUCGACUCUUUGAAUAUGGGGGAUUUCCACCAGAAAGCAACUAUCUAUUCCUUGGUGACUAUGUUGAUAGAGGGAAGCAGUCUUUAGAAACAAUUUGCCUCUUACUGGCCUACAAGAUAAAAUAUCCAGAAAAUUUUUUCCUCCUUAGAGGGAAUCAUGAAUGUGCCAGCAUCAAUAGAAUUUAUGGCUUUUAUGAUGAAUGUAAAAGAAGAUACAACAUCAAGCUGUGGAAAACCUUUACAGACUGCUUUAAUUGUUUACCGAUCGCAGCCAUUGUGGAUGAGAAGAUAUUUUGCUGCCAUGGAGGCUUAUCACCAGACCUCCAAUCAAUGGAACAAAUCCGGCGAAUUAUGCGGCCCACUGAUGUGCCAGAUCAAGGUCUCCUUUGUGAUCUGCUGUGGUCCGACCCUGACAAAGAUGUUCUUGGAUGGGGUGAAAAUGACCGAGGAGUUUCUUUCACAUUCGGUGCUGAAGUGGUGGCAAAGUUCCUUCAUAAGCAUGAUUUGGAUCUUAUAUGCCGAGCUCAUCAGGUGGUUGAAGAUGGGUACGAGUUCUUCGCAAAAAGGCAGCUGGUGACUCUGUUUUCUGCCCCAAAUUACUGUGGGGAAUUCGACAAUGCAGGCGCCAUGAUGAGUGUGGAUGAGACUCUAAUGUGUUCCUUUCAGAUCUUGAAGCCUGCCGAGAAAAAGAAGCCCAACGCUAGCCGACCGGUAACGCCACCCAGGGGUAUGAUCACAAAGCAAGCAAAGAAAUAAUCACUCUUGGCCCUGCCUAGUUGGGACUUGUACUAUAGUAUAUAAUCUCCAUUUUUAAGAAAAACGGUAACGUGUAUCGGUCAGCUUGCUAAGACUAGAUUAACGUGUUUGUGGUUUUUUUUUUUUUUGUUCACUUUGAUGGAUGGCAUUUGCUGGUUGUAACAGCAAAUGAGACUUUCUCCCUUCUCAAGAAGAGUUUUAAAAAAAUUCUGCAUUUGUUUGGAGAGAGAGAGAGAGAGAGAGAAACCCUUUUCCUUAUUGGUGUUUCAGCUGUAUACUUCACAGCAACUUAUCCUGUCAUGCCGGGUAAUUGUACAACUGACUCCUUGAACCUGUACAGAUGGGGUGGUGUGUGAUGCCUGCUUUUCUUUUAAGACUUAAGGAGGCACAUGAGUGUGCUACAAGACUAGGAAACUUAUUACUGUCAAAUUACAUAUUGUCUAUACAAACCACUGUGAAAGUAUUUUAAUUUGGGGGGGGGUGUUUUUUGAAAAGAUUUUUUUUCUUGUCAUGUACACAACUUGUCAACAUUUUGAAACCACUCCUCAACCUUUGUCGGUUUCACUGGUAUGCUGUAUAUUUUAAUUGGAGCGCACUUCCCUCCCAUAUAUUUUAAAAUGACAAUUAAAGCCAUUAUUUUGAA